AUGCCGGCUGCGCGCCCUCGGGCUUCCUUCGAGCCUAUACCACCUGACUUUGAUGUGCGCACAUUUGUCGAAACGGCAGACAACUUCCAAUAUGUCGACCGUAUAUCCUAUGAGAUGAUCGCGAACAAUGGCGUAGAAGCCUUCGAGAAACUUGUCCUUUUGCACGUUGUUAUAGGUGGAAAGCCUCUGGUGAUUGACGGUUUUGAGGAAGUGCUGGAUCCUUGGACCUUCACGCCCUCCUGGCUGCGCGACAACCAUGGCGACAAAAUUGAGAACGCGCACAACCUCACCACGAAAGAGAAUAUACCUCUGACUAUCAAACACUACCUCAAGCACAUGACCAAAUUGACCGAGCAGUUCUUCGACGGAACCGACAAAUGGCGAGACAAGGCCCGUCAGCGCAUAUAUCUGAAGGAUAUAGAUUGUCCACAAGUGUGGCAAGACAAGCUGAAAGAAAAUAUUCCCUCAGGAUUGUUCUAUCUGAACGAGAGCACUGGCGAACCCGGCGGCCCCGGAGCCUUGGACGAGUUCGGUGGUCGCAAAGGACGAGGCAUUGGGCGGGCGGGAGAUCUCAUGAGCAGCCUACCACCAGAGAUGCGCGCCGAGAACCUCAUGUGCUACAUUGGACAUGAAGGCACCUAUACCCCCUCUCAUCGAGAGAUGUGCGCCUCUCUCGGUCAGAAUAUCAUGGUGAACGCUUCAGGGACUAUCAGUGAAGACGGCAAAUCCGAACGCCCAGGUUCAUCCAUCUGGUUCAUGACGGAGAGCAAGGACCGCCAUGUUGUCUCCGAGUACUGGCUUUCUAUAUUAGGACACGACAUCGAGGUCGAGAACCACUUUGCACAGCUCAUCGCAUGGAAGAAGGCCCCAUUCCAAACCUACGUUGUUGAGCAGCGGCUGGGCGAUUUUAUUCUCAUACCACCAUUGGCUCCCCAUCAAGUGUGGAACCGCGGCACUAGAACUAUGAAGAUUGCAUGGAACCGAACAACCGUCGAGACUCUGGAACUCGCACUAAACGAAGCCUUGCCUAACUCACGUGUCGUUUGCCGAGAUGAGCAGUACAAGAACAAAGCCAUCAUCUACUAUACCCUCCUCAAGUAUUCUAAUCUCAUCAAAUCCGCUCGUGCGCAGGUAGAAGCAGGCGGAGAACAAGCAGAGGCGAUUCAACGAUCUGUCAAGAUAAAACAAGUCCAGAAAGACUUCAAGAAGCUCUUUGACUUGUACAAAGUCAUUCUUCUAUCAGAGAUGUUUGCGCCGGACUCGCGAGAGCAUCCCGAAUUCCUUCCGUACGACAGUAACGUGACGUGUGCGUACUGCAGGUGUAACAUCUUCAAUCGAUUCUUGAGUUGCAAGACUUGCAAGAACCUAUUCAGCUCAGAGAUUGAAGAGCCUUACGACGUCUGCAUGGACUGCUAUUGCAUGGGUCGAAGCUGUGCAUGUCAAUCAGGCUACACGUGGGUAGAGCAGUGGAAGUGGAAAGACUUGAUUCACAAGUAUGAGGAAUGGCGGGCCAAGAUCAUCGACAUCGAUGGUUAUGUCAAUGAGAAGACACCAUUGCCCCUACAAGAAGAGCGACGAUAUCUAGGCAAGAAGACAUUGGCUCAAGUCUGCCAAGAGCAGCUGCGAGUUCGACCCUUUGUCGACAUCAAGAACCCACAACCCGAAGGCGCAUCCGAGGAUGACGAGCCGAUCGUGGACGAGUACGGAAACGUCAAGAAGGUCUCCAAAAAGAAGUCAAGACAGUGGCAAGCUAAGCAUAAGUCUUGUCACUUUUGUCUUCACCGGCAUCCUAAAUGGAAAAUGGCUUUCUGCUCGAGCUGCGAUUUGGCAUAUUGUUACGGCACCUUGUUCCGAGCACAUGACAUGAUGCCGCUAAAUGUAAUGGAGGCCCACAACUGGAAAUGUCCACAUUGCCACAGAGUCUGUAACACUGGCGCAUGUCGGCGCGAUCCUAGGCAACACCCAUACGAGCCCAAGGGAACUCUACUUGGCCACGACACCAAGAAGGUUGCUGACAUACGUUCCGUGGAAUGCCUGGUGGACUUUGGCAUAUCGAACCUCAAUUGGUUGCGGGAAGAAGAGGGUAUGGCCCAGACUGUAAUGCAGCGACGGAUGCAGCAGGCAGAAAUGGACAAGAUGGCGGAUCCCUCUCUCGAUGCGAGAUUUAUGGAGGAUGACGAUCACGCGUAUACCAGAUAUGGAAUCACCUAUUCCCCUGCUGAGGACACUCACGGAAAUAUGAACGAAAAUGGAGGGCCCUCUCAGCUCCUGGGGACCAAUGGUGACUCUUACUUUCCUGAUCCUGACAUGGACAACGAGAUCCCACGUCUGGGUCAGAAGCGCGGCCAUGAAGAAGACGAGGAAGCAGACGGAAACCGUCGGAAGAAAACCAAGGGCAAGAAAAAGAAGGACGAAGAUGCACAACCGCUCCAACCAAAGAAUGCAUCUGGCAAGCAAUACCAGAAGGAAGUACAGAGGAAGCUUCUUGAAGAGGCCAAACGCGAAGACAGAUUCAUUCUGGUUGCCGCUAGGAUGAAGGGCAAAUCUAAGGUCGUAAGGCUGUCUUUGCGUACGGGUCUUCUCGAGCAGAUCCGCCAACGACCCGAACCGGAACGCCCAAAGGUCUUGAGACAGAUGACUUCAGAAGAGGUUGAGAUGUCUGGUGACAUGCGGUCCAUCCUGCAGUCGGAUGUCGUGCCCAAGCCGAAUGCGCUCAAGAGCGUAGCCGAAAAGGAGAAGGAUGCGAAGACAUAUCGCGUUCGUGUAGAGGAAGAUGGAGCAUACUCGACAAGGAAACGCAAUCCUGAAGGCAGUGGCACCGCAAAGCCUGGAAGACCUCGUGGUUCUAGACGAUUCGAAGAGAUCACACUCGAUUCAGACGAGGAGUUUGCCGCUGAAGACGGCGAGCCAGAACAAAUGGGCCGACCACGUGGAAGAGCAUCGAACUGGCUAGCUCGCCGGAAUGAAGAUGAAGAAGACCUACCAACAGAGCUGCCGACGAACUUCAGGGAGGGUGAUCUGAGACCCAGUCGAGAAAAGGAACGUCGAAAGACUAUGCCCACAAUAUCAAAGGCAGGGAUCAGACCGGUUGGAAGGCCACCAAAGAACCCACAACAAGACAUCACGGGCGGUAUAUCCGGACACCCAUCUGAUGAAGAUGGUAUCCACGAGGACGAUGAGUCCAAUGAGACAUUUCUCCUCGCACAGCAGGCUGCUGCUGCUGCCCUCGAAGCGCAACGCCUUGAGGAGGAGGCGAAAGCACGUGCCGAGGCUGAAGCUCGAGAGGCUCAGGAGAAUCUUCGUGCGAAGAUGGCCUUGUUCCCAGGAUCAGAUGACGACGACCAACUUCUUGACAACUUUCUUGGAGAUUUACCAGUCGAGGAAGACUCAGUUGAAGAUGAGGUCCAACCUGAGCAUGUUCAGUCUACAUACGCGCAACCUAGUAACACAAUCCCAAGUGGCUUGAACGGUAAACAGACAAACUUUGUUGCGGUAUCUGCCAAUCGAAACGGCAAUACUACACCAUCAUCAAGGUCUGCAUCGAUUGCCAAAAAGGCAUCAGCGAUCAACCUCUCGGAUACUGAGAGUGACGACGAGAUUCCCGCGACUGCGCCCAUAAUCAAGAGACCUUUAGGCAGGCCACCUGGUCGAUCUUCCAUGGUCCCCACGAGAGGUUCAAGCACUGGAAAGCGCGGUCGUGGGCGUCCCAGAAAAGCGGCAUAAUAUCAUGAUAUCAGGCGUUCGGUAUUUACAUUACGGUGUUUGUGUUUUGACUACUUCUAUACCAAAUGGUUGUUCAGCAUGGCGUGCUUGGGUUCUUACAUACCAAUGGGGCUUCUUUCAGGAUUUAAUGCAUGCAUGGCUGUUAUAUUCACAACCUUUCAUGUGCUAUAUGAACAUUAGGGUUACGGGCGAGCUCCAGUAGAGCUUGCAGUUAGUUAGGUAGUACCAAUGGGGCUUCUAUCAGGAUUCAAUGCGGGGAUGGUUGUUACAUUUCAGACCUUGCAUGUUCCAUAUGAACAUUAGGGUUACGGACGAGCUCCAGUAGAGCUUGCGAUUAGGUAGCUGUCGAUAGGAAUGAAUGAGGAUGAUACAGACUAAACCUAA
Messenger RNA from Pyrenophora tritici-repentis Pt-1C-BFP, 4107 nucleotides. Its product is annotated as JmjC multi-domain protein. The record is from RefSeq and is a predicted model, not a curated record. Gene Ontology annotation, biological process: regulation of DNA-templated transcription. Lineage: Eukaryota; Fungi; Ascomycota; Dothideomycetes; Pleosporales; Pleosporaceae.